This is a messenger RNA of Trichoderma asperellum CBS 433.97, 498 nucleotides long. NCBI's taxonomy places the organism in Eukaryota, Fungi, Ascomycota, Sordariomycetes, Hypocreales, Hypocreaceae. The record is from RefSeq and is a predicted model, not a curated record.
AUGACUCCUUUAUCCAGCCGUGAUAGAAGGUACUUGAAGAGCUAUAUUUGUGUAGGAGUCGUAAGGAAGAUCAAGACAAUUAAAUUUUGUUGGUCUAGGGCUGCUAUUAGCCCAUGUGACGCUGCCCUAGCUUAUGUCUCAGAGAAGAAUAUCAGCAGAUUUCAGCAGAGAAAUAAUCACUUGACUGCUGUGAAGGGUACUAGGGCUAAAGCUGUUGAGAAUUUCUAUGAUUGGUAUCCUUACGGGAGUUAUAAGGCACCGAGACCAGCGUUGGCUCCAAUAAUGAGGCAAUUGAAUCAUGCCUUGCAGGUCACGUUGAGAAAGGCACAAGUAUUGCUGCGCCAUUGCACGGCCGGUAUCUGUUGUAAGCCGUGUCGGCUGAUCUGGGCUGAUGGGAGGAUCACCUUGCUCGGAGGCGGCCAUGAGUUUGGCCGCGAGGCUUCAAUUGCCGAGUGCGGCAAUUCCCAAGGCCGCAUGAAGGGCCGCAUUGAGUUUUGA